AUAUAGCGUAGAAGACUGUCGGCGUUCCAAAGGAGAACUAGAAGAGGGAGGGGGAGGGAGAGAGGAGAAGGCGAGAGAUUUGCGGAGAACUUGGAAGGAUGAAGAUGCCAUCUGAGUCGAGGUUCCUGCAGGAAUUAGCUCUUUAUGCGGCGAGCGCUGCGCUGAGCUGCCUCGUCCUCUUCGCCGGGCUGCGCCAACUCGACCCCAACCGAGCCGCCAGCAAAAAGGCCCUCGAGCACAAGAAGGAGAUCUCCAAGCGGCUCGGCCGCCCUCUCAUCAAUACCAAUCAAUACGAGGAUGUAAUAGCUUGUGAUGUUAUAAAUCCAGAUCAUAUUGAUGUUGAGUUUGAAUCUAUUGGGGGUUUGGAACAUGUCAAGCAAGCACUAUUUGAAUUGGUCAUUCUUCCACUAUGUAGACCUGAAUUGUUUUCACAGGGAAAGCUUCUUAGCCCUCAAAAGGGAGUUUUACUGUAUGGGCCACCUGGAACAGGAAAGACAAUGCUUGCGAAGGCCUUAGCUAAAGAAUCUGGUGCAGUUUUUAUUAAUGUGAGGAUCUCAAAUUUGAUGAGUAAAUGGUUCGGAGAUGCUCAAAAACUUGUGGCUGCUGUGUUUAGCCUUGCUUAUAAGCUACAACCUGCUAUCAUUUUUAUCGAUGAAGUGGAUAGCUUUUUGGGUCAGCGACGAAAUACAGAUCAUGAAGCAAUGACUAACAUGAAAACUGAGUUCAUGUCCUUGUGGGAUGGUUUCACCACUGACCAAAAUGCUCGUGUGAUGGUUCUUGCUGCUACAAAUCGGCCAUCAGAACUUGAUGAAGCAAUACUUAGGCGAUUUACCCAGACCUUUGAAAUUGGCAUGCCUAAUCAAAGUGAGAGAGCCAAGAUACUGAAGGUCAUCCUUAAGGGUGAAAAUGUCGAAGAGAACAUUGAUUACGAAUAUGUAGCUGCAUUGUGUCAAAGUUUUAGUGGUUCAGAUAUACUUGAACUGUGCAAACAAGCAGCCUAUUUCCCUGUAAGGGAGUUGCUCAAUGAUGAAAAGAACGGAAAAACAUCCAUUGGUCCAAGACCACUCAAACAGGCAGACUUGGAGAGAGCACUGGUAACCUCUAGAAAGGGAAAGAAAGUAUCUGUAUCACAAUCUUCAUGGCCUGCACAAACCGAACCAGACGAGGAGCAGGUCCAUAAUGCUAUUUUGGAGAUCUCAAAGCUCAUGUCUCGCAUUGUGAGCAACCAAUCUGAAAACCAAGAUGCUUAGAUCAUUCACAUAGUCGCUCUGCGCUACAAACUUGUAUGAUGUGGCUCGACACGUUGCCUUAGAUGGAAGCACCCCGCUAUCUUUCUUGAAAUCUGCAUCCACCAAAGAAUGCUUGUUUUCUUUCUUCUAUAGCUGAUAUAACCAAAUACGAUAAUGCUAAUCAUAUUGUUUCUGUAAGUCUGCGUCAACCACCGAAUGUUUAUUUACCUUUUUACAUUUUAGCUUGUUAUUUGAAAGUAUCGGAGGUCUGAAUCGCCUACAUGUUUUAUGCCUAAAUUUAUUCCCGUUAUUGUUGGUGGGCAGGAUGUAUGACUAAUUUUGGUUGAUGAUUAAGGAACACAAUGCUUCAGUGAAGAAGGAAACAUCCUAUAUUAUACCUUG
Zingiber officinale is the source of this 1631-nucleotide messenger RNA. RefSeq names its product outer mitochondrial transmembrane helix translocase-like. The coding region runs from base 99 to 1250 and encodes 383 amino acids. Gene Ontology annotation, molecular function: ATP binding; ATP hydrolysis activity. Gene Ontology annotation, cellular component: mitochondrial outer membrane. The record is from RefSeq and is a predicted model, not a curated record. Lineage: Eukaryota; Viridiplantae; Streptophyta; Magnoliopsida; Zingiberales; Zingiberaceae. The transcript has 5 exons.